Molecule: messenger RNA, 1977 nt
Organism: Fulvia fulva
Lineage: Eukaryota; Fungi; Ascomycota; Dothideomycetes; Mycosphaerellales; Mycosphaerellaceae
Product: Isopenicillin N epimerase component 1
Exons: 3
Coding region: 1-1977 (658 amino acids)
Molecular function (GO): long-chain fatty acid transmembrane transporter activity; long-chain fatty acid-CoA ligase activity
Source: RefSeq, a predicted model, not a curated record
AUGAUCUGUAUCUCCUCCAGCCAGCUAGUCGUUGCCCCUUCCUCCACAAGAAGACACAUCCAAUAUACUUCACCUCAUUUCGCGCUAAUUAGUGCUGAAAGCAUGGCUUUGGCUGUCGCUGCUGGUGGCUUGGCCGCCGCAGCAUAUCUGGAUGGGAAAUACCAACUACGACGAGAUGCAACAACCAUACUCAAGCGGAAAAAGGCCGAAAAAGUGUACGAGAAAGCGCUGAAGGACGACAAGGUCUCGCCAUGGUACCUCCUCGCCGAGGCAUGCGCAAAGAACCCAAAGAACCGUGCUGUCUGGACUAGGCAUGGAGAAUGGACUUUCCAACAGUUUCAUGACGAGACUGUCCGGUAUGCUCAGUGGAUGCUGGACCAGGGCAUCCGGCCAGGCGACCUUGUCGCCAUGUACUUGACCAACAGUGCCGAGUUCUUGAUGGUCUUCUUCGCGACCUUGAGCAUUGGAGCUGGUCCGGCCUUGUUCAACUACAAUCUUGAAGACAAGGCAUUGAUGCACUGCCUGGCUGUUGCCGAGAGCAAGUUCUUGAUCGUUGACGAGGACGCUGGUUGUCAGCAAAGGAUCGAAGCCAAACGUCAAGACAUCGAGAAUGCUGGAGCCAAGAUUGUCACACUGAACAACGAUCUCAAACGCACAGUCAAGUCCAUGCCCACCACCGUUCCCGAAGACAGGCUGCGGUCGGGCAUGAAAGGCGAGUGGCCUUAUGCUCUGAUCUACACUUCUGGAACCACAGGACUGCCCAAAGGGUGUCCGUUCACUGUCCAGCGAACAUGGCAUCUCGGAAGCCACUUCGAGCCAGUUUUCGGCGCAAAGCCAGGCAGAGACUGCUGGUACAGUCCCAUGCCACUUUACCACGGAACAGGUCUCAUCACAACAUCGAUCGCCCUGCUUGGUGGGAUCGGUGUUGCUAUCGCACCACGCUUCUCCGUCAGGAACUUCUGGCAGGACAUCCAUGACAGCAGAUCAACCAUGUUCAUCUAUGUUGGCGAGACUGCCCGAUAUCUACUCGCUGCACCAAAGCAGCCUCUCGAGCGGGAUCACAUCCUGCGUGUUGCAUACGGCAAUGGCCUCAGACCUGACGUCUGGCACAAGCUUCAAGAACGAUUCAAUAUACCCGAAGUUGCAGAAUUCUUCAACUCCAGUGAAGGCGUAUUCCAACUCCUCAACUACGCCACCGGCCCAUACACAAACGCAUGUGUCGGACACCACGGUCUCCUCCUCCGCGCCAUCACCAACAAAACAUACGUCCCAGUAGCAAUCGACGUCGACACCGGCGACAUCUGGCGAGACCCCAAGACCGGCUUCGCCAAACGCACUCCCUACGAAGAAGGCGGCGAAAUGCUCGUCAAAGUCCAGAGUAAAGCAGAGUUCGGCGGUUACUGGCGCAACCCCGAGGCAACGAACAAGCGCUUCGCCCACGACGUCUUCGUCAAAGGUGACCUCUACUACCGCAGCGGUGACGCCUUGCGAAGAUCCCCAGACGGCCAUUGGUACUUCAUGGACCGCCUCGGCGACACCUUCCGCUGGAAAUCCGAGAACGUCUCAACAGCAGAAGUCGGCGAAGUUCUAGGCCACUACCCCGGCAUCGCAGAAGCCAACGUCUACGGCGUCACAGUGCCCGGCCACGAAGGUCGCGCAGGCUGUGCCGCACUUCAUCUCACAACAACUCCCAACCCAGCCUUCUUCGCGGAUCUGCUAAAGUACUGCCGCGCGAGAUUGCCGCGGUAUGCAGUGCCCGUGUUUUUGAGGAUUGUAAAGGGGAGCUCGCAUAUUCAUAACCAUAAACAGAACAAAGUUGGUUUACGGCAGGAAGGUGUUGAUCCAGAGAAGGUGGGCACGUUGGAGAAGGAGGGUGGGGAGGAUGAGUUUUAUUGGUGGAGGCCCGAGACGGAUGCGUAUGAGGUUUUUACGAAGGGGGAGUGGGAGAGCUUGAGUAAGGGGCAGGCGAGGUUGUAG